Messenger RNA from Sinocyclocheilus anshuiensis, 2063 nucleotides. RefSeq names its product substance-P receptor-like. NCBI's taxonomy places the organism in Eukaryota, Metazoa, Chordata, Actinopteri, Cypriniformes, Cyprinidae. The record is from RefSeq and is a predicted model, not a curated record. The coding region runs from base 195 to 1433 and encodes 412 amino acids. Gene Ontology annotation, biological process: G protein-coupled receptor signaling pathway; positive regulation of flagellated sperm motility. Gene Ontology annotation, molecular function: substance P receptor activity. Gene Ontology annotation, cellular component: plasma membrane; sperm midpiece. The transcript has 5 exons.
AGCCGCAGAAGCGCAUUUGGUGAAGCGCGCCAAGUACGCGCUCGCUAUUCAGUAUUCUGAAGACCCUGGGACAAGAACACUGACAUUUCAUUUGCUCAUUUGGACCUAUUUUUUCCCAAUCCAACCUUAAAACAACAAAGCAAACAUAUUUUGCUUCUUAGCUGAAAUGGUUUUUCUCUGAUGAUUUAUGGAUAAUGGAUCCUCUAUACAACACUUUGCAAAACUCGAGCGGCAACGGGACCAACGGUUCAUUGGUCAAUGACACGGACGUGUUCUCGAACCAGUUCGUUCAGCCGGUGUGGCAGAUAGUUCUGUGGGCCAUCGCGUACUGCUGUAUAGUUCUGGUGUCAGUUGUUGGAAAUAUCACUGUCAUCUGGAUCAUUUUAGCGCAUAAGCGCAUGAGGACUGUGACCAACUACUUUCUAGUCAAUCUUGCGUUCGCAGAGGCUUCUAUGUCGGCUUUCAAUACCGUUAUUAACUUUGUGUAUGCAGUGCACAACGAGUGGUACUUCGGACUUGUUUACUGCAGAUUUCACAACUUCUUUCCAAUAGCAGCUGUCUUCGCUAGUAUUUACUCCAUGACAGCAAUAGCCCUGGACAGGUACAUGGCUAUCAUCCACCCACUCCAGCAGCGCCUGUCGUCCGCUGAGACCAAGCUGGUGGUGGGGGUGAUCUGGGCUCUGGCGCUGCUCCUGGCUUUCCCCCAGUACUAUUUUUCCAGCACCGCUCAGCUACCAGGACGAGCCGUGUGCUACAUCAACUGGCCAGAGUACAGUGUGUGGGAUUUUCAAAAGACGUAUUACGUCUGUGUGGUUGUGCUUAUCUACUUUCUGCCUUUGCUCGUCAUGGGUUGUGCUUACCUGGUGGUGGGAUGUACUCUCUGGGCGAGUGAGAUUCCUGGAGACUCUUCAGACCGCUACCGAGAGCAGCUAACCGCCAAACGGAAGGUGGUGAAGAUGAUGAUUGUCGUUGUGUGCACCUUCGCCAUCUGCUGGCUGCCCUACCAUGUCUACUUCCUGUUGCACCAGUUCCUUCCCCACUUGUUUGAGGAACGGUACAUCCAGCAGGUGUACUUAGGAAUUAUGUGGCUUGCCAUGAGCUCCACCAUGUACAAUCCCAUCAUCUAUUGUCUUCUCAAUGACAGGUUUCGAGCUGGAUUCCAGCAGGCAUUCUUCUGGUGCCCUUGUGUCCCUCAAGGCUCAUAUGAAGGUCUGGAGCUCAAGUCCACUCGCUAUCUUCAGACGCAGGCCAGCAUUUACCGUGCCAGCCGAAUGGAGACCACAGUAUCCACAGUGAUGCCGGUUGUUGAGGGGGACCUUCAGGAGAAUACAAAUCGAUGUUCAAUAGAUCUCACGUCUAAUGGUUCUUCACAAAGCACUUCAAAGACUGUAUCAGAGUCAUCCAGCUUCUAUUCUAGCAACAAUUUAGCUUAGGAAGGAAUGUAGGAAAUACUUUCAGUGUUAAAGUACCGAUCUUGUGAGAAGAAGGGCAAAUGAUACACGUUCCAGGGAAUGUCGUAAUGUGAUAUACAAACCAGAACAGGUUUUUAGGCUAAUGUGUGAAAACAUGAUAUGCAUAGUAUAUCGGUCAACAUAGUAUAUUGGAGCAUUAAUACUGUCUUUUUUUUACUACUCGAGGCAGCUGGCUAGAAAUCAUCCCUGAGUUGAGUUCACCCAACAACUUACCCAAUGGCAUUUGCUCCAGGACCCAGUGGGUUUGUUUGGGAAAACCUGACCAGCUGAUCCCCUUGGCAACGAUCUGUCUGUCGUUACUGCUGGUUGUCGAUGAUACGAUAGCCAGCGUGAUGACGUGGAAGGGUUUGCACCUGUUGUUGCAUAUUACUGGACUACGAAGGCGACAAUGUAAAGGAAUUGUCUGGAAGGCAGAGAGGGUCAUGAUAAAUAUAGCACAGCAAGAGAGAGAAAAAUGGACUUUGUACUAACAUAGCUACAUCCAUUUAUAUCGCCAUAAUUCUCUGUUAAAUCCAGAGUUUAUUAUUACCAUGUUGAGUAUCAGUUGCAGAUAUACUGCCUUUACAAUAAAAGACCAUGUUAAAUACAUUU